UUGAUUUCAAGACCCACCCCAAGGGUGGAGUCUGGCUUUCUUUCCAGUCUUGGCUGACUUACAGCUCAUUGCAAACUAGUAGCAAUUUCUGAGUCUCACAGCCUUUCUCUGUCUGGUUCCUAAGCACAUAUGUCAAGGUCUGGCAGGCACAAGGUUAUCGUCUGAAUAUUUGGAUCUUGCUUUUUUUGGAAGUGUUCCCUUGCAUUCUUAACGAACCAUGGACAUCACUGGGUUUCUGAAGUCUCAGUUCAUUUGUCACCUUCUUAUCUGUUAUAUAUUUAUAGUAUCCGGACUAAUAAUUAACUUCAUUCAACUCUUCACACUUAUACUCUGGCCAAUCAACAAGCAGCUCUUCAGGAGGAUCAAUUGCAGGCUGGCGUACUGCAUUUCAAGCCAGAUGGUGAUGUUGCUGGAAUGGUGGUCAGGCACUGACUGCACCCUCUACACCGACCCAGAAAGUUACCACAAGUACGGGAAAGAGAAUGCCAUCGUCAUCCUUAAUCACAACUUUGAAAUCGACUUUCUCUGUGGUUGGAACUUUUGUGAGAGAUUUGGGGUUUUGGGGAGUGCCAAAGUACUUGCGAAGAAGGAACUCUCGUACGUGCCUGUCAUUGGCUGGAUGUGGUAUUUCCUGGAGAUCGUUUUCUGCAAGCGUAAAUGGGAGGAGGAUCGGAAAAUAGUCAUGCAGGGCUUGUUCAACCUCCGGGAUUACCCAGAAAACUUUUGGUUCUUGAUUCAUUGUGAAGGCACAAGGUUCACAGAGCAAAAACACCAAAUCAGCAUGCAAGUGGCUGAAGCCAAAGGGCUGCCCAAGCUCAAGUACCAUCUGCUACCACGGACAAAAGGAUUUGCUGUCACCGUGCAGUGUUUGAGAAAUGUAGUUUCAGCUGUAUAUGAUUCCACGCUCAAUUUUAGAAAUAAUGAAAAUCCAACUUUGCUGGGAGUUUUAAGUGGGAAGAAGUACCAUGCUGAUUUGUAUGUAAGACGGAUUCCAUUAGAAGAAAUCCCGGAAGAUGAACAGGAAUGUUCCAAUUGGCUCCACAAACUCUAUCAAGAAAAGGAUGCCAUUCAGGAAGAAUACUACAGAACAGGAGUCUAUCCAGAAACUCCCAUAGUGCCACCCCGGCGACCAUGGACUCUUUUGAACUGGCUUUUCUGGGCCUUGUUGCUGCUAUACCCUUUAUUCAAGCUGCUCAUCAACAUGGUCAGUAGUGGAUCAUCACUGACGCUGGCCAGUUUUGCAUUUGUCUUCAUUGUGGCUUCUGUUGGUGUCCGAUGGAUGAUUGGGGUGACAGAAAUCAACAAGGGCUCUACCUAUGGCAACAACGACAACAAGCAGAAACACAAGUAACAGCUCCAGAGACUGCUUCAAUCCAAAGGGAACAGAUGCAACUUCUGAAAACUUUAAAGUGCAUAUCAUGGUCCUUCAAGUGAGAGGAAGGCAGGAUGAGGUGAAUGGCUGCUGUAGUUACCUGAACUUGUGCUCUUUAUUUCUACUUCUUUCCCCACUCUAGGGUUUUGAUCUGGAUUUCCACAGUUGGUGAGACAUGCACUUGUUCCAAUCCCCUUUUCACACUGGGUUUGCGUGCAUCUGUUUUGGCUGGUUUCGUAUGACGUCUCUUGUAGGUUGAGGAAAAACAUGCAUCUAGCUUGAGUAUGGCAAAAGGCUCACCUGGGCACUGGCCUGGGGGUGAUGGCAGGCUCUUCUCAACCUGCUCUAAAGAAUGGCAGACUAGGUCAGAGGAGACUUCAUUCCCAGAAGAUUAAGAUGGAUGCCUGUUUACAGCUAGACUGUGCAUUCACAAUGUAAUAAUGUCACUGUUAAAUACAAGAUGAUGCUGCACCUGGUUACACUACAGUCUGACUGAAACAACCCUGCUGGAGCAAAAGAGUUUCAGGAGUUCCUCUGUAUGUAUAAAGCCUUCAUAUCAGAUCCAUAAACCAAGCUUCUGCUGCAGUUGGGCAAAUGAGGGAGGGAAGAAAGUGUGUAAGAGUCUGUCCCUGCUUUUCAGUUGCAUCAUAGGAAGUGGAAUUGGGCUUCAAGUAUA
Molecule: messenger RNA, 2048 nt
Organism: Gavialis gangeticus (Gharial)
Lineage: Eukaryota; Metazoa; Chordata; Crocodylia; Gavialidae
Gene: AGPAT4
Product: 1-acylglycerol-3-phosphate O-acyltransferase 4
Exons: 9
Coding region: 218-1351 (377 amino acids)
Cellular component (GO): endomembrane system; mitochondrial outer membrane
Molecular function (GO): 1-acylglycerol-3-phosphate O-acyltransferase activity
Source: RefSeq, a predicted model, not a curated record